AUGGCUCUGGAAAAGAUCCAGAGACGAUUUCUGAAAUUUUUGCUUUUCUUGAGCUUUGGUCAUUAUCCUAAAAGAGGUUACCCUCAUGAAACACUGCUUGAUAUGUUUAAUAAGGAAUAUGGAAAAAUAAAAAAAUAUGAUUUGAAGAUUGUAUUAGGAGAUCUAAAUGCAAAAAUUGGUCAAGAAAAAUUGUUCAGACCAACGAUUGGAAAAUAUAGCAAACAUGAAGUUACAAACAACAAUGGUCAGAUGUUAAUAGACUUUGCUAGAGAGAAAGAUAUGAUCAUAAAAAGUACAUACCUACUUCCAAAAAAAGAAAUACACAAAGGAACCUGGAUUGCACCAGAUGGAAAAACUGUAAAUCAAAUUGACCAUGUCCUAAUUGAAAGAAUGGAAGAAAGAAAUAUAACCGAUGUAAGAAGUUAUAGAGGACCAGAUCUGGACACAGACCAUUUUUUAGUAGGUGUAAAAAUGAAGCAAAUAGUACCCUUUGCAAAACACAGGAAGAACCAAGAACGCAAAAACUUAAAAACGUGUGUUAGAUUGAAAAAUGAGGAGGAGAGGAAGAUGUAUUUGGAAAUGGUGAAUGAUUGGGUAGCAGGUGAAAGGCAAGAUACAGAAGAUAUAGAAGAUUUGUGGUUAGAAGUUAAAAAUGAAAUAAAAAAAGCGUCUUCACAAAGCACUCAAGAAACAGGUAAGGAAAAUAAAAACGAAAGAUGGUUUGAUAAGGAAUGUGAAGAAGAAUUAGAAAAAAAGACAACUUUAAGAUUGAAGGUAUUAAAAAAUGAAACAGAAGAAAAUUUAAUGGCAUACAAAGAACAGCGAAAAAUAUGUAAAAGGCUCUUACGCGAAAAGAGAAGGAAAUAUAAAGAAAGACUAUUAGACGAGAUAGAAGAAAACUACAAAAAUAAAGAGAUAAGAAGUAUGUACCAAGGAUUAAAACAAGAAAAAAAAGGAUACCAAUCAAGUCCGGUGUUCUAUAAAAACGAAAAAGGUGAACUGGUACGAAAUGAAGAAAAAAUUUUAGAACUCUGGCAGAGGUACUUCGACAAACUCCUAAAUGAGGAAGAAAAUGAAGGAAUGAUAGAAGAAAAUUUAAACAACGAAGUUAUACAUGGUGAAGAAGAAGAGAAAGCACCAAAUCAAAUAACGGCGGAAUUACUAAAAUAUGGGGGAGAGAAGCUAGAAGAAAAGAUACAGAAACUUUUAGAACAAAUUUGGCUGCAAGAACACAUGCCACAAGAUUGGAACGAAGCUAUUCUCAUUCCAGUACAUAAAAAGGGGGAUAAGAUGAAAUGCUCCAACUAUAGAGGAAUAGCACUUCUGAAUGUAGUCUAUAAAAUUCUUGCCUCGUAUAUAAAAGAUCAAGUAAUAAAGAAAGUAGAGAAGGAAAUUGGGGAGUACCAAGGUGGCUUCAGAGCGAACAGGUCGGUAGUGGACCAGAUAUUUAGGCUACAUUUCAAACAAGCAUAUGAUAGAAUCAAGCGCCAAAAGUUAUAUGAAGCUCUAAGAGAACUAGGUUUGGAAAACAAGCCAAUAAAGAUGAUAAAACUCACCUUAAAAGACACGGACAAUAGAGUAAGAAUCAAAGGAAAAUUGUCAAAAAAAUUUAAAGUGAAAGAAGGAUUACGAAAAGCCAAUUUGAAUAGAUCUUGGUUGCUAUAUCACAAAAGUCAUCAGUGUCUAGCUUUUGCUGAUGAUGUAGCAAUUUUAACAAGAAGUAGGACAGCACUACAUAAAGCUAUGGUAAACCUGGAAGAAGAAGCGCAGAAAAUGGGACUGCAGAUUAAUGAAGAUAAAACAAAACUAAUGACAUGGACUGAGAAAGAGUACGAUAGUCUAAGAGAAUUAAAAGACAAAAGAUGGUUCGGACACGUUAUGAUGAUGAAGGAAGAAAGAGUACCCAAGAAAAUUUUGGAAAGUGGUAUAGGAGGGAAACGUCGACAAGGACGACCAAGAACACGGUGGAAAGAAGGUGUCCUAAAGGACAUAGCAGAGGCGAAUAUUGCAAGCUGGAGGGAGAAACUUAAGAACAGGAAGGAAUGGCGAGAAGCAAUGAACCAAGCCAUGGGCCAACUUCGCCUGGAGUGCUAA
Molecule: messenger RNA, 2094 nt
Organism: Zophobas morio
Lineage: Eukaryota; Metazoa; Arthropoda; Insecta; Coleoptera; Tenebrionidae
Product: golgin subfamily A member 6-like protein 22
Exons: 5
Coding region: 1-2094 (697 amino acids)
Source: RefSeq, a predicted model, not a curated record